AUCGGACUUCGCGUCUCCUGAUGGGAAUAAAUUGCGUGUCAAACUCGGAGCUCAGCUCGUCUCUGUCCUUCGGAAUUUGCCAGAGAGAGUCAGAAAACAAUAACACACUGCAACUUCAAGAGAGAGUUCCAAUGGCGACGCAGGAGAAGCAGGUGAUGAUUGUGGCGAUCGAUGAAAGCGAACACAGCAUGUACGCGCUGGAAUGGACGCUGGAUCACUUCUUCUCUCCUUUGGCUCCGAAUCCUCUUUUCAAGCUCGUCAUUGUUCACGCCAAACCCCUUGCUACCUCCGUUGUCGGUCUCGCGGGCCCCGGAGCUGCCGAUGUUUUUCCGUAUGUGGAUGCGGAUUUGAAGAUGAUUGCCGCUAGAGUUGUUGAAAAGGCUAAAGAAUUUUGCCAGACCAAAUCGGUGAGUGAUGUGACAAUUCAAGUGAUUGAAGGUGAUGCUAGAAAUGUUCUCUGUGAUGCUGUAGAAAAACACCAUGCUUCAGUUCUUGUGGUGGGUAGCCAUGGUUACGGAGCUAUAAAAAGGGCGGUUCUUGGUAGUGUGAGUGACUACUGUGCUCAUCAUGCACAUUGCACUGUAAUGAUAGUGAAGAAGCCAAAGAUUAAACAUUAAACUAACCCACCUACACUGGGUUUUUACUUUACAGUCAUUUCAGUAAAAACCAGUUUCUAUGUAAUAACCAUGGCGGUGCUGCUGCCAUAUAUUUGCAGUUCAUAAUUGCUGUUUAACUAUUUGAUUAUACCUUGUUAGAGAAAUAA
Messenger RNA from Carica papaya (papaya), 763 nucleotides. RefSeq names its product Adenine nucleotide alpha hydrolases-like superfamily protein. NCBI's taxonomy places the organism in Eukaryota, Viridiplantae, Streptophyta, Magnoliopsida, Brassicales, Caricaceae. The record is from RefSeq and is a predicted model, not a curated record.